This is a messenger RNA of Mesorhabditis spiculigera, 618 nucleotides long. Lineage: Eukaryota; Metazoa; Nematoda; Chromadorea; Rhabditida; Rhabditidae. The record is from the annotation of a GenBank genome assembly.
AUGGAGCCAUGCAAGUGCGACACCGAAGAGGACGACUACUGCUACCUCUGCUGUGGCAACUCGCACUCCCAAUGCCUUCCCGCCCAUCAGCAUAACAUCCUCAGAUCAAAUGGUGAACGAUGGGAAAGAGAAGCUUGCUCAAGGUGUCGAACCAACAUCAUUGAGUUGGAAGGCCUCCCAUGUGACGACAACGACCCGAAACGUCUUUGUAUGGCCGAGAAAUGCUCAAAUUCCGUUUGCAACAACAAACUACCGGGUGCAGUCUGCGACAAGAAGACUGAAAAGAUAUGCGUCGAAGACCAAUGCGAGAACCCGUGUGCCCGAGUAGCAUCACAUCUAAUGGUCUGCGAUUGCCCUGCUAUCGAUCAAGAUACAGGCUUUGCAUCUGAAGAUAGAUGCCAACUUUGUUGUUACGAUUUUAAUUUGAAACCCAUCAAUAGACGAUGUCAAAAUGCAUUCCGAAAGUACAAGAUCGGAAGUUCCAAGAAUCGCCCAUUCUACCGGGUCGGACUUGACUGCGCCGGCGGCAAGACUUGCAACAGAUUUGGUGUCUGUGCAUCUUGCCAUCUUAAAGUUCCGCUGCUGAUUUUUGGACUGAUAGCCGCUGUGCGCUUCUUC